GUCGCCCUCUUUAAAUCGUAGGUGUCGCCUUUUGUCUUCGUGAGGCGCUUCGUCGUUCAUCAGCAACAAAGAUAGGGGGGCUGUUCCAUGCCCCUUUCAAUUGCCUUUGUCGUGACAACCAUCAUGGACUUUCCAGCCUACUCUUUUUCUGAUGCGUCCCCUCUUGCGUGUUGCCUCGGCCUUGUGUUUCGUGCCUAUGCCCUACAACCUUUGCCAAGCGAUAAUCUCUUGUCAAUCCUGCAUGGAUCAAAAGCUACAGAAGCUGUCCUCUGUCAUAUCAUCUAUCGGGCCAGAGCUAUCCAGCCUUCUCUCGGCAAUCUCUCAAUCCAUAUUUUGCAAUAGCACAUCGCGUAUUAUUCUGCUCACAACAGUCUCUUUCUCUCCCCUCUCGGUCAGCUUCAUUCAAGAACCGGCCGGCCCGGAUCCUCGCUACCUAUGCAAGGUAAGCGACCAGCCUCCGGCACCCAGCCCAUGAACUGCACACAUACACCAACCAACUAGCUUAAAUUCACCGGGCCACACUGGCUGGGGGCC
Molecule: messenger RNA, 534 nt
Organism: Xylona heveae TC161
Lineage: Eukaryota; Fungi; Ascomycota; Xylonomycetes; Xylonales; Xylonaceae
Exons: 1
Coding region: 124-342 (72 amino acids)
Source: RefSeq, a predicted model, not a curated record